UGGCCAGGCCCGAGUGGGCCCGAAGCGGACGUGAGCACAGUCGGACCAAGAUGGCGGUGCAGGUGGUGCAGGCGGUGCAGGCGGUUCAUCUCGAGUCGGAUGCUUUCCUUGUCUGUCUCAACCACGCUCUGAGCACAGAGAAGGAGGAGGUGAUGGGGCUGUGUAUAGGGGAGUUGAAUGAUGACACAAGGAGUGACCCCAAAUUUACAUAUACUGGAACUGAAAUGCGCACAGUUGCUGAAAAGGUCGACACUGUCAGAAUUGUUCAUAUUCAUUCUGUCAUCAUCUUGCGACGUUCUGAUAAGAGGAAGGACCGAGUGGAAAUUUCUCCAGAGCAGCUGUCAGCGGCCUCAACAGAGGCAGAGAGGUUGGCUGAACUGACAGGCCGCCCCAUGAGGGUUGUGGGCUGGUAUCAUUCCCACCCACAUAUAACUGUUUGGCCUUCACAUGUUGAUGUUCGCACGCAAGCCAUGUACCAGAUGAUGGAUCAAGGCUUUGUAGGACUUAUAUUUUCCUGUUUCAUAGAAGAUAAAAACACAAAGACUGGACGGGUACUCUACACUUGCUUUCAAUCCAUACAGGCCCAAAAGAGCUCAGAGUCCCCUCACGGUCCACGAGACUUCUGGAGCUCCAGCCAGCACAUCUCCAUUGAGGGCCAGAAGGAAGAGGAAAGGUAUGAGAGGAUUGAAAUCCCAAUUCACAUUGUACCUCAUGUAACCAUUGGAAAAGUGUGCCUUGAAUCAGCAGUUGAGCUACCCAAGAUCUUGUGCCAAGAGGAGCAGGAUGCAUACAGGCGGAUCCACAGCCUUACGCAUCUGGACUCGGUAACCAAGAUUCAUAAUGGCUCAGUGUUUACCAAGAACCUGUGCAGUCAGAUGUCAGCAGUUAGCGGGCCUCUACUACAGUGGUUGGAGGACAGACUGGAGCAAAACCAGCAGCAUCUGCAGGAGUUGCAACAAGAAAAGGAAGAGCUUUUGCAAGAACUUUCUUCUCUAGAAUAAAGCAGGAGACAAAAUGAGGAAAGAUGAAAAUACCCAGAUGUAAAAUUAAUGAAGCUAAAUUGAUUUUGAAGAAGAAAAAUUUGGAGGACUCACAUUACCUAACUUCAAAUAAAGCUACAGUAAUCAAUACAGUAUGGUAUAUGCCCAAGUGAUUUUGACAAACGUACAAAAGCAAUUUAAUAAAGGAAUGAUAGUCUUUUCAACAAAUGAUGCUGGAGCAAUUGGCAAAAAAAAAGAACUUUGACCUAAACUGUACACCUUAUACAAAAAUUAACUUGAAAUGUAUCAUGAACUUAGAUGUAAAUGUAAAUCUAUAAAACUUUUAGAAAAAAAAUCAUAGAAAAAUCUUCAGGACCUUGGGCUGUACAACAGGUUCUUGGCCUUCACCCCAAAAGCACAAUCCAAAAAGGAAAAUGUUGAUAUUUUGGACUUCAUGAAAAUGAAAACCUUUUGCUCUGCAAAAAAAUUUAAGAGGAGGAAAUUACUGAGAGAAAUUAUUUGCAAACCAUUUAUCUAUAUCAAUCUAGAAUGUAUGAAGUCAAGAGUAAAACUACAAACAAUCCAAUUAGAAAAUGAACAGAAGACAUGAAUAGACAUAUCACUGAAGAAGACCUAUGAUGGCAAGUAAGCACAUGAAAAGAUGUUGAACUUCAUUAGUCAUCGGGGAAUGCAAAUUAAAACCACAAUGAAUUCUGACUAAAGAAAAAAUAGUGAAAAUACCAGAUGCUGUUGAACAUACAAAGUGGAUCUCUCACACAUUACUGACAGGAAUAUAAAAUGGUAAGCCAUUCUGAAAGAGAGUUUGGAAAUUUCUAAUAAAGUUAAAGAUACAUGUAUUUUAUUACCCAGCAACUGUACUCCUGGACAUUUAUCCCAAAGAAAUGAAAAUCUAUGUUAGCACAAAAACUUGUGUAUAGCCAUUCUUAGCAGCUUUGUUUAUAAUAGCCAAAAACUGGAAACAACCCAGAUGUCGUGCAAUUGAGUGAGUGGUUAAACCAACCAUCCACACCAUGGAAUACUACUCUGCAAAGAAAAGGAACAGUCUAUUGAUACACACAACUUGGAUGGACCUCAAGGUUAUUGUGAUGAAUGAAAAAGAGCCAGUCUCAAAAGGUCACAUCCUGUAUGACUGCAUUUGUAUAACAUUCUUAAAAUGACAAAAUUAUAGGAAGGAAGAAUUGAUGAAUGUUGCCAGGGAUAGGGACUGGAGGCGGUAUGGGAUAUGGAUGACUAUAAGGGGAUAAUACAAAGAGUUCCUUUGUGCUGAUGGAACAGUUUUGUAUCUUGAUUGUGGUAUCAAUUACAUGAACCUAGAUCUGUGCUGCAACUGCAUAGGCCUACACACCCCCAAAUGAAUGCAUGUAAAGUCUGGUGAAACCAAAUAAGGUCUGUAGUCUAGUUAGCAGUACUGUACCAUUGUCAACAUGUUGUUUUGAACUUGUACUAUAAUUAUGUGAAAGAUCUUACCAUGUGGAAACUGGGUGAAGGAUACAUUGGACUCAUUGUACUAUUUUUGCAACUUCCUUCAAGUCUAUAAUUACUGCAAAAUAAAAUGUUGUAAGUAUUAAAUAAGGAACUA
This is a messenger RNA of Vicugna pacos (alpaca), 2580 nucleotides long. RefSeq names its product BRCA1/BRCA2-containing complex subunit 3 (gene BRCC3). NCBI's taxonomy places the organism in Eukaryota, Metazoa, Chordata, Mammalia, Artiodactyla, Camelidae. Gene Ontology annotation, biological process: protein K63-linked deubiquitination; DNA repair. The record is from RefSeq and is a predicted model, not a curated record. Gene Ontology annotation, molecular function: metallopeptidase activity; protein binding; cysteine-type deubiquitinase activity. Gene Ontology annotation, cellular component: BRISC complex; BRCA1-A complex.